ACACAACACAACAUACAUACAUAGACGACGAUCAUGAUCAUGAUGAAGGUGCACGGCAUGGCAGGGGUUGUGCUGGCAGCAGCAAUGCUUCUGGCUGCAGUGGUGGCCGUGGCGGCGGCACCGCCACUUGUGCCGGUGACGGACAAGGACCUGGAGUCGGACGCCAGCAUGUGGGACCUAUACGAGAGGUGGUGCAGCGUGUAUGCUGGGUCGUCGGACCUCGCGGAGAAGCAGCGCAGGUUCGAUGCGUUCAAGAUGAACGCUAGGCAAAUCAACGAGUUCAACAAGAGGGAGGAUGAGUCGUACAAGCUCGCCCUCAACCAGUUCUCCGGCUUGACCGAGGAGGAGUUCAACAGCGGCAUGUACACCGGAGCCUUGCCUGAAUUAGACGCCGGCGGCAACAUCAGCAGCAGCGUUGGUACCAGUGGCAUGAGCAUGACCGACGACAACGACGAUAAGUUGCUCGUCUCCGCCGGCGGCAACGACGAUAAGGUGCCGGCCAAGUGGGACUGGAGACGCCACGGAGCUGUCACUCCAGUGAAGAACCAAGGACAAUGCGGGAGCUGUUGGGCUUUUUCAAUGGUGGGUUCUGUGGAGGGCAUCAACGCAAUCAAGACAGGGAAACUGCAGACACUGUCAGAGCAAGAGGUGCUCGACUGCUCCGGCGCCGGGACCUGUAAAGGUGGGAACACGUACAAGUCAUUCGAUCACGCCAUGAGGCCCGGAUUAGCCUUAGACCAUCAGGGGAAUCCUCCCUACUACCCUGCCUACGUUGCCGAGAAGAAAAAGUGCAGAUUCAACCCGAAUAAGCCUGUGGUGAAGAUCAACGGGAAGAGAAUGAUGAGAAACACCAACGAGGCAGAGUUGCUGUUGCGUGUGUCCAAGCAGCCGGUGUCUGUCGUCGUCGAAGCUAGCCAGGCCUUCAGUCGCUACAGCAAGGGUGUCUUCACGGGGCCUUGUGGGACAAAUCUAAACCACGCGGUCCUGGUCGUGGGCUACGGAACUACGCCCAACGGUAUCAACUACUGGAUUGUUAAGAACUCAUGGGGCAAAGGUUGGGGUGAAAAUGGCUACAUCCGAAUGAAGCGUAACGUGGGUACCAAAGCAGGUCUCUGUGGCAUAUACAUGAUGCCCAUGUACCCUAUCAAGAAUAAGUAAUUGACCGGCCAUGUCCGGUGCCACACUGCCACCUACUACUACUGCAGCCAGCAGAUGCAUGCUUAGUUGCUUAUGUACGUACACAAAUUCUACUCAUAAGAAAGAAAGAAAAAAA
Sorghum bicolor (sorghum) is the source of this 1273-nucleotide messenger RNA. Its product is annotated as ervatamin-B. Gene Ontology annotation, cellular component: lysosome. The transcript is spliced from 3 exons. NCBI's taxonomy places the organism in Eukaryota, Viridiplantae, Streptophyta, Magnoliopsida, Poales, Poaceae. Gene Ontology annotation, molecular function: cysteine-type endopeptidase activity. Bases 34 to 1158 code for a protein of 374 amino acids. The record is from RefSeq and is a predicted model, not a curated record.